ACUGCCAAGAAUAUUACUUCCUUCCGUUUUUUUUUUAUUUUUAUUUUAUUAUGAAUUUAGGAUGAGUAUAUAAAGGCGCACGAUGUUUAGUAUUGCAACAAAUCAGACUUAAACUCGGCAUUAACUAGUAAAAUGAUAUCAUUUAUUAUAUGUUUAGUGAUUGUGUUACAGUCCGGCCAUGCAUUACCAACUUUUGAAACGGGAUCGAUGCCAACAUGCCAAACUAAGAAUAACAAUGUUGACGAAUGCCUCAAAACGUAUCUGCAGGAAGCUAUCAAACAUUCAAGUCAAGGUAACACAAAAUUUGCAAUUCCUCCCUUGGACCCGUAUUUCAUCCCAAAACUAACCAUGUCACCAAAUAAGAACGUUGGUGGGGUGGUGAUUGAGAUGAAAAAUGCCAGUACUUACGGUUUCAGCAAAGCUGUUGUGAAAAAAGUCCACGCGGAUCCACAGAAAGGUGUUUUUGAAGGACACUAUAACGUUCCAGUAUCAACUUUACUCGGUCAUUAUAAUUUGACUGGAAAAGUAUUUUCCAUCCCGAUAAAUGGAAACGGUAAAUCAAACGUAACAAUGUAUGACGUUUACCAUACCGUUAAAGUUCUGGGAGACGUGAAUGUAAACAACGCGGAUGGAAAAAAAUACCUCAACGUUAAUUCUGUACUGAUGCACGUGAAACCUAAAAAAAUGAAAUUCAAAUUCGAGCAACUUUUCAAAGACAAUAAACAACUAAGUGAUACGUUGAAUGGAAUGUUGAACGAUAACUGGGAAGAAGUAUUUGGAAGAUUGCAACCAAAAUUGGAGGAAGAAAUGUCCAAACAUAUGUUCAUACUGGUUAAACGUUUCUUCAACGAUGUGCCAUAUAGCGACCUAUUUCCUGAUGUGUAAAAUCUAGUCAUCUACAUCACUACUGUAUUUAUUUCGCCUUUAUUCGGGGGUAUUUCAUUUUAUUUCAUUUUUGUUAUUUUGUAUUAGUAAUUUAUAUUUUGUCAAAUCUUAUUUAUUUCUCGGUAUGCAGAAUGCAUGGUGUAUUUUUUUUUUUGGCUUCGAAAUAUAUUUAUUUU
Molecule: messenger RNA, 1061 nt
Organism: Planococcus citri (citrus mealybug)
Lineage: Eukaryota; Metazoa; Arthropoda; Insecta; Hemiptera; Pseudococcidae
Product: protein takeout-like
Exons: 6
Coding region: 133-885 (250 amino acids)
Source: RefSeq, a predicted model, not a curated record